Molecule: messenger RNA, 3341 nt
Organism: Brassica rapa (field mustard)
Lineage: Eukaryota; Viridiplantae; Streptophyta; Magnoliopsida; Brassicales; Brassicaceae
Product: RPW8-like protein 3
Source: RefSeq, a predicted model, not a curated record
UAUUUUUUUUUUAAUUUUUUUAGUUUUUAAUUUUAUAUUUAAAUAAUAAUUUAUUAUAUAUAAAAACAAGGGCAUAAGAGUCUUUUGCCACUUAAUGAAGAGUGUAUUUUUGAAAAUGUCUCAUUAGUGGUGGUAAAAAUGAAAAAUGGUAACACGAAAGUGGUAAACAUGUAAUUUCCCCUAAGAUAUUUCCUCAGCUCUAGAGUUUUGUAUCUCCACUAUAUAUUGUUCCUCAGCUCUAAGGAAAUUUUAUUAUACAUUAUCAUAAAAUUUUGAUUCAUAAAAAAAUAAAAAUAUAUUUAUGCGGAUAUCCGGAUCAUAUUCUAAAAAUAUAGAUGAUACAAUAUAUUGACGGUUUACAAGAUAAAAUAAACUACUCAAUAUAAACUAUAAAAUUAGUAUGUUCAGAAAUGUUAAAAUAAACAAUUAUUUAAACGGAUAAAUUUUAAAAUAUAUAUAUUAUCACCUAUACAAAUAAUAUUUAUUUAUACAGAAAUAAAAGCAAACAUCUGUGCGGGUGCGCAAGUCAAGCUCUAGUUCAUUAUUAAUGUUCUUCAUUCUUACCUUAAAUAAAAAUUACAAAAUUGCUUAAUAUGGCAAAAAUAUAAAUGAAAAUUAAUAAUUUUGAAUAAGAAAUAUUUGAUAAAAAUUAGUAGAACAUCUAUCAUAUUUGUUUAAAUUUAAAUUAAUAAAAUAAAUUAAACAACCAAAUUAACCAUAUAAUAUAAUUUCAGAUUUUUCUGCAUAUAUUUUGAUUUUUUUUAAACGACUAUAAAUUACUAAAAUUGUUAAAAGUCUCACAUUCAAAUUUUGUGUUACAUGAUUUAAAUUUUUAUUAUUAUGAUAAGAUACAAAUGAUUUCAAAAUCAUAUAAGUAGGAAGUAUCGUUUAAUAAACAUUAAGAUUAAAGUAUGCAUAUAUUAAUUUCGUUUAAAUUAAACAAUAAGCCAUAUAAAAUACAUAAAUAUUUUAAUUUCGAUGCUUUGAACCACAAAAAGUUAUUAUAAAAGCUUUGAACAAAUAUAGACAACUUAAUAUUAAAUUUUACAUUUUGCAUUGAAUUUUUUAAAAAGUUAUAAAUUACUAAAACUAUUAAUCCCAAAAUAAAAGUUUUGUUAUCAAUGAUUUAAAAUUUUGUUAUAAGAAUAUAGAAAUGAUCAAAAAACCUUAUGAUUAGAAAUCAUCACUUAAUAUAUAUUAAUAUUAAAAAUACACUAUAUAUACAUUAAUAUCAUUUAAAUUUAAUUAUAUACCAUAUAAAAUAAAAAAGGUAAUUGUUUAGAUUAAGAAAAAAAUUGGGUGUUCACAUCAAUUUAAUUAUAUACGUAAUAGUUACUGAUUUCUUAAUUAAUUAAUAUAUUUGUUAUUUCAUAUAUGUAAAAACAUAUAGUACAUAAAAUAUAUAUAUAUAUAUAUAUAAGAAAUAUUCAUUUCUGCGCAAGGCGCAGAUACAAAACCUAAUACUUAUAUGUAAUACUUGUAAAUAAGUAGUUAGAUCACCCAAUUUGGUUUAAAGAAUCAAUAUGAGUUUGUAUUGUUGAUGACAAAAAAAGAGUAGUUAAUUAAACACUUAUAUAUAUAGCGAACAUUGUACACACAUUAUCUUUAAUGAAGAUAUUUUCAUUUUACUCUCUAUGCUAAUAAAUUCCCUUUUCUUUCGUCAAAUCCAAUGUAAUCUUUUUUUUUAAUGAAACAUCUACUGUAAUCUAAUUUGUAUAAUAUGUGGCAAUAGGGAUUAAACAAAGAGAACUACAGUGAAACCUCUAUGAAUAAUGUUAGGAUUACAUCAAAACUAUAAUUUUUUAUUAAUUUAUAGAGAUAUUAAUUUAUCGAUAUACUAAUUGAACCAAAAACUCAAUUUGAGACUAUAAAAAUUAUAUUAUUUUAUAGAGAUUUUUAGUGUAUAUUAAUUUAUAAAGUAUUUAUUUAAAAAGGUUAUAUUGUAGUGUGGUUUUGGAUAAAUUUUCUAAACUAUAAGCUUUUUGUAUGUUUGUUUGUGGAAGUCAAGAACAUAUUCUACAUACAAAGUCAAUCAUUAAUAUUGAUUAUCUUCUCUUCUGCAGAAUUAAGUGAAAACAACUUACAUAUAGAUCCAAUUAACUCCUUUCACAUAGUAACGAAAAAUCUUGACCAAUACCAAGUCAAAGUCAAUGUUGUCUCUUAUCCUUAUAUACAUCUUCCAACACAACUCAUUUUAUCAAUAAAAGCAUAGUCUUCCAUUGUUCUAUGUACAUACAUUCACCUCAGGAGCUAGUUCUUCUCUCCUUAAUAUUCUCAAGAAAAUGCCUAUUGGUGAAGUUAUUGUAGGGGCUGCACUUGGAAUUACUCUGCAAGUGCUUCAUGAAGCUAUCAUAAAAGCAAAAGAUAGAUCUUCAACCAAAAAAUGUAUCUUGGACCGCCUCGAUGCUACAAUCUCCAGGAUCACUCCGUUGGUGGUUCAUGUCGAUAAGAUCAGCAAAAGAGUAGAAGAUUCUGAGAGGAAAGUCAUUGAAGAACUCAAGCGUCUUCUUGAAAAGGCUGUUUCUCUUGUUGAGGCUUAUGCAGAACUCAGACGCAGAAACCUACACAAGAAGCAUAGGUGCAAGAGUAGAAUCAAAGAGUUAGAAGCUUCAUUAAGAUGGAUGGUAGAUGUGGAUGUUCAAGUCAACCAAUGGCUAGAUAUCAAAAAACUCGUGGCUAAGAUGUCUGAAAUGAACACAAAACUCGACAAGAUCACGUGCCAACCUGAUGGUAGUUGUUUCAAGAGCAAUGAUAGCACAUCACCAGUGUUUUCACAAAGUAGUAGUCUCGAAGCAACAGACGGAUCUUCAGAGGAAGAUGAAGAAGAAAGCCCAAGUAAUGGAUCCGAACCAAGGAUCGAUAUCCACCUGCCAAGUGAUUGCUUAAGCAACAAACGACCUUCUCAUUGCCAACAAUUCAGAAACUUAUGUUUCUUCGUUUAUCACUCAACGUUCUUCUUGUUUCAAGCUCCGAGAUAUUGGACACCAAGAUACCUUGGAAUUGAAAUUGCUCGCUCUGCUUCUGGGAUUUCUAUAUGUCAACACAAGUAUACACUUGACCUUCUUACUGAUGCUGGAUUGCUUGAUUGUCAUCCUUCAUCUGUUCUAGUGGAUCUCAGCAUCAAGCUUUCCUCUGAAGAUGGUGAGCUCAUUUCUAACGCUGAAGUUUAUAGACAUUUGAUUGGAAAAUUGAUCUUCACGAUUCCUCAUAUUAAAGCUGCACACAAGGUUCUGCAUUAUCUCAAAGAAACCAUAGGACAAGCUCUCUUUUACCCUGUUGAUGAUGAUUUUCAGGUCAAUGCAUUAUGUGAUUCAGAUUGGUCACAGUGCCCAGAUUCUUGA